Messenger RNA from Colletotrichum destructivum, 565 nucleotides. RefSeq lists its product as uncharacterized. The transcript has 4 exons. Lineage: Eukaryota; Fungi; Ascomycota; Sordariomycetes; Glomerellales; Glomerellaceae. The record is from RefSeq and is a predicted model, not a curated record. The coding region runs from base 145 to 369 and encodes 74 amino acids.
AGUGUCAAACUGCGCCCGCUUUGAAUCGUUUCUCACUUUUCUCAAUUCCUAAUUCUCACGAACACCUUCGAUUCUCGCACAACUGGCAAACCUUCCAGUAACCAGUCUCACAACACCCCUAUCACCAUUAACCACUAAACCAACAUGGGCAACGGCGCAAAGGCUCAGCAGAAGCGUGAUCGCAACGCCAAGGACGCGAAGCCCAAGGGCUCUCAGCUCAAGGUGAACGCUGCGGCCAAGGACAUCCAGUGCCAGAUCUGCAAGGCCACCUUCUUGAAGACCACCAAGGCCCCCGCUCUGACCGAGCACGCCGAAAACAAGCACAGCAAGGGCCUUGCCGACUGCUUCCCCUCUUUCGUCGCCGCAUAAAGUGAACGAAGUUCACCUGUUGAGGUUGUGAAGUUUUGUGGCAGGCGUGGCGAGGAGUUGAGGCAGAAUUGCGCGGCGUGCGGGUCGAGGGGAGAUAGAGGCGUAGUCGGGCGAGUCGGCAUUCAGCGAAAGGCGUAAUAUUGGAAUCUUGCUCUCAUUUAUACCGGAGAAUCAAAUACGAACCUACGAGUACACA